Messenger RNA from Cyclopterus lumpus (lumpfish), 792 nucleotides. Its product is annotated as sulfotransferase 2B1-like. Gene Ontology annotation, cellular component: cytoplasm. The transcript has 7 exons. Gene Ontology annotation, biological process: sulfation. Lineage: Eukaryota; Metazoa; Chordata; Actinopteri; Perciformes; Cyclopteridae. Gene Ontology annotation, molecular function: sulfotransferase activity. The record is from RefSeq and is a predicted model, not a curated record.
AUGUCUCCAGGCUCCACUGGUGGUUUUUUGGUCCUGCUGGACUGUUUGAGACUCAGCGUCCUCGGGCUCCAUCUGGUGGUUGUUUGGUGGAGGAACCUGGUCUGCGCCACUUUCACACGUCUGCAAGAGAUUGUUGUCAUUACUGCCCCAAAGUCAGGUACGACAUGGACGCAGGAGAUUGUCCCUCUCAUCGUGAGCGGAGGAGAUCCGGCCUCUGUUGAGAUUCUCCCUUCCUGGGAGCGUGUUCCCUGGCUGGAGGAGACUCAGGCCUCCGCCCUCAACCUCAACCUCAACCUCAACAUGAUGCCCCCGUCCUUCUUUGAAGUCAAUCCGAGGGUCAUCAACGUGAUGAGGAACCCCAAAGAUGUGUUCACAUCUGCCUUUUAUUAUUAUGGGAUGGCCGCCCACAUGGUAAACCCGGGCCAGCAGAGCGAGUUCCUCCACACGUUCCUUGAAGGAAAAGUUGUGUAUGGCUCGUGGUUUGAUCAUGUGAAGAGCUGGCUGAAUGCUGAGGACCAAGGAAACGUGAUGCACAUCUCCUAUGAAGAGAUGAUAUUGGACCUGAAGAUAACGGACCGAUGUCUGUUCAAGAACAUGAAGCGGAACAAAAUGUCAAACUACUUAACAUUUCUGGACAAAAUCAUGGACCAGACAAAGUCUGAAUUUCUCAGGAAAUGAAUUGCUGGAGACUGGAAAAACCUGCUAACCCCGGCAGAGGCAGAGUACUUUGAUACCGUUUACAAAGACAAACUGAAAGAUGUGAAAUAUACAUUUGUAUGGAAAUACAAUUAA